Molecule: messenger RNA, 2575 nt
Organism: Leptomonas pyrrhocoris
Lineage: Eukaryota; Euglenozoa; Kinetoplastea; Trypanosomatida; Trypanosomatidae
Exons: 1
Coding region: 38-2575 (845 amino acids)
Source: RefSeq, a predicted model, not a curated record
GAGCUGCAGUAGUGAAAGCAGAAGCGUGUUGUGCAUCAUGUCGUUGGAACUGACGAAGCCGAGUAGCGCGGCCCUGCAAACUGCGCUGCGGGCGUUUCUGGAGAAGGAGCGGCCUCCGCCACUCGUGCCGCAUCCCCCGAAGAAAAACACGACGUGGCGCACCCGUCGAAUCGUCGCGGAGCUCAAUGCGUUGAAGAGCGUCGGCGCCCUCACCAAUUUCGAGACGGAGCUGCGAGGCGUGUUACUCUCGCAGGAGACGCGGUGCCGCACCAAGCUGAUGGCCGCGACGUUCGGCGCCGAGGGCGCUUUGCGUGAGAGGGAGCUCAUCGAGGGGGAGGAGACGACGCAGCGAAGUAAAAUAGCUGAAACGUACUGGGCCGAAACCGGCAAGCAGUUUGACCUUCUACAUACGAAUCUGCAGGAAGAAUGGACCCGCCGCGCUCUGCGCCGCAGUGAGCGCUCUGAGCGGCGUGCUCUUGCACGUUCCAUACGGACGACGCAGCUUUUUCUGCGUGAAACGAAUGAUCGUGUCGCUCUCUGUGCACAGGAGGAGUGCUGUCGAGAGGAGAUCAGGUAUCGCCGUGUUAUUGAAAUCGGCAACGACCUCCAACGCGAGAUUGUCACGGAGUGUCGCUUGUCCGGCCACCUGCGCAGCGUUGCUUACUCCCGCACCGUGCAGGAGACGCGUCGUCAAAUUGAGCUGCAAGAGGACAGAGAUCGGAGUGCGGUGGAGCGGUUGUAUCACUUGCACACCAUUGCGCUGUUUGAGUGUGCGAAGGAGGACUUCUCGGCUGCCAUCCGAAAGGACGUGGUCCUGCUCUCUGACACAAACCGGGACACCGCACAACAGGCAGCCGUGACAGUCUGCGCCAGCAACCUUUUGCGCUGCGUGGAGCAGGAGACGCAGUUGCGGCUUCUAGUCGAAGAGCAGGAGACAGCGCUGUUCAAGACACUUUCGCAGAACUUUUUACUCGGCUGGCGAGUGGUGUACAAGGCGAUCACAAAAGAUCCAGAUGUGCGGAGUGUCUUUAGCAAGGUCGAACUUCUCGUGCGCCACCAACUCGCCGGUCAGGAGAGGACCGCGUUUGACGCGUUGAGGCUCGCCGCAGAGUGCCGUAUGUCCGCCUGCAAACGUCACCGUGGCGAACGUCGCGCCCUCUGCCAGGACUACGUGACCGGAGCAAGAGCCCUGUGGGAGGAGGAGAAUCGUGCGGCCAAUGUUAUCUUCCGGCAGCUCCACCUCUGGCAGAAGGAGGCCGGCGCUCUGCAAGCUGUCACGGUACUCGGGAUAGCGGAGACUGCCGCUCGCCGGGGGGUCUGCAGUGCGGAGGCGCAGGUACGGCUGCGCCUCAAGAUUAAGUACGCGGCGGUCUCGGUGCUCCUCAGCUGUGCAGCGGUCACGCAGCGCAUCCUCGCUGACGAGGCUCACGACUUCAACCUGCUGCGGCGCCGCUACAUCGGUCAUUUCCACACACGACAAAAGGAGCUGCUCACUCUGGGGGAGAGCGCCGCACGAGCCGUCAUCGACCACUGCGAGUGCACCGCAGCAGCUGACUUGUUCUUGUCUCUGCGCCAGUCGCUGGCGCGUUUCCGUGCGUCAGACGUGAGCCGACCUCUUCUUCUUGUGGAGGAGCACUUUCGCAGUCAAACUGAGAAGGAAGAACUCGAGGAGCGGCAUGCACUGGCCCUGCUUUACUGCUGCCUGCAGGAGCGCUCAAGUCGGCUCCAGGUGGAAGCGGACGAGCGAUCUUCGCAUUGGCACAGGUGCGUCGCGCAGUUGUGCGAUUCUGAACAGAAUAGCCGGCGGGCGCUUUGCACUGCAGCAACUGAGCAACUGUCGUCUCUGCACACAUCAGCUCGUAGCACGUUGGAGGAAAUUGAGGUCAGCAACGCAGCUUCGAAAAGAGGUGUGGCAGCCGACCAACACGAUGCUGACGAGGACGCAUUUCUCCUGCUCAACCUCGACGGGGACCUGCCCGAGUGCGUCGAGCAGGCAUGGCAGGAGGUGUACGCCGACUGGGAGCUCACAGAGAACGCCUCUUCACUGGACUCGUAUGAGUCGCAGAAGGUCAGCGGACCGCCACUGCUCAACUCCUAUGCAGCUCAGUGUGAGGAAAUGCUUACGGAUGCCUACCUGCAGCGCGAUUUGAUCCACUUCGCGGAGCACGCAGAGUGGCGCCGCCUUCUCCGACGGACGCAAAAAAGCUACACCGACAAGGCGUCGCCGGUGUGGACGCUGCACAGCAUUUCACUUAAACAGGAGCCGAACCAGCGUGCAGCGAGCGUCAACAUGUGGGACUCGAGUCAGCUCUUCGACGUUAGCUUUUACCUGGCUCAGCAGCAGGAGGAGGGCAUUGUGGGCGAGCGCACCAUAGCGUUUUACGUCCCAUACGCGCCAUCAGCUGCGGCGGUCAUGCCGCGCUGCGCAAAUCCUGGAAUGGCCUUUUUUCUUAUUCUGGAUGAAGAGGGUACGGUUUUGUCGUCUGCCAACCUCGUGAUGGAGGCGUGCAGCGAGGACGUGGGGUACCUGUGUGUUCCCCUGGACAACUCUGCCGGCUAUCUUCGGUUCGAAUAG